Molecule: messenger RNA, 420 nt
Organism: Malus domestica (apple)
Lineage: Eukaryota; Viridiplantae; Streptophyta; Magnoliopsida; Rosales; Rosaceae
Source: RefSeq, a predicted model, not a curated record
AUGAAAGUUCAAUCCAAGAGAAAAGUCGAGAAGCCAGCAAAGGAGAAGAAGUCCGUCGUGGCGGAGAAAGCCCUAGCCGAGAAGAAGCCUAAGGCUGGAAAGAAGCUCCCAAAGGAGGUCGGAGCCGUCGCCGGAGACAAGAAGAAGAAGAGAUCGAAGAAAAGCGUGGAGACCUAUAAGAUUUACAUCUUCAAGGUGUUGAAGCAGGGCCACCCUAACAUCGGGAUCUCUAGUAAGGCUAUGGGAAUCAUGAACAACUUCAUCAAUAACAUCUUCGAGAAGAUCGCCCAGGAGUCGUCUAGGCUCGAGAGGUACAAUAAGAAGCCCACGAUCACUUCCUGGGAAAUCCAGACCACCGUGAGACUCGUGCUCCUCGGUGAGCUCGCCAAACACGCUAUGACUAAGUUUACCAGCUCUUGA